CUUGUCGUCCGGUGGUUUUAAAUCUACUUUCCCUUCAAAUCUCUGAUUUAUAAUAUUCCUGCACAGGACUGAUUCAGCAAGUGAGAGAUGGUUCAGCUGCACGUCAAACGAGGAGAUGAGAGUCAGUUUCUCUUCAAUACUACAGUGGAUGUCUCGAUUGAGACACUGUCCCAGCAGAUCAGCGCGGUCUACAAUGGAAGAUUAAAAGUGGACAGGAUCUGCUCUGAAAUUCCAGAGCUGGCAGAUCAUGGGAUUUCUCUUUCACCAAAUAUGCAGGGCCUGGCCGAUGAUCAGAUCAUGGAGCUCAAACUAAAGGAUGAAUGGGAAGACCGCUGCAUUCCCAGUGGUGGUGCUGAGUUUAAGAAGGAUGAGAUUGGACGUCGAAAUGGACAUGCUCCAAAUGAGAAGAUGAAAGAUGUUUUAAGGAAAACAAUGGAGGAAGCCAAGGCUUUAAUCUCAAAUAAACAAGUAAGAGCAAAUGCCUGUGUUACCAUGGAUAUGGUCAAAGAGGCUCUAGACCAGUUGCGAGGAGCUGUGAUGAUAGUUUACCCAAUGGGACUGCCUCCACACGAUCCAAUUAGGAUGGAGUUUGAAAAUCUAGAGGAUCUUACUGGAACACAGGCCUCAUUACAAGUGAUCCCAGAUGAAGAUGCUCAGCUGUGGUGGGCAUCUAAAGAACUGCAGAGGGGCAAAAAGCUGCAGGAUUAUGUUGGGAAAAAUGAGAAAACGAAAAUUAUAGUGAAAAUUCAGAAAAGAGGCCAGGGGGCACCAGCGCGAGAACCUCUAGUAGGUGAAGAUGAACAAAAACAGAUGAUGCUGCACUAUUACAAGAGGCAGGAAGAACUGAAAAAACUAGAAGAGGUAGAUGAUGACACACAUCUUCAGUCCAAUUGGUCGGACAGACAGGCCCUAAAAAGACAGUUCCAGGGACUCACAAAUAUCAAAUGGGGCCCAAGAUAGAUUAACAGAGAAAAUCACAGCUUUUCUACAAUAACUGUUUGGCACAUCAGAGACCUUAAACUCCUCUACAGCAGUUUUUAUGCAAUUCAGUGCCUUUAUUACAUAUGAAAGGUUUUAAAGGAGUAGAUCACUUCAGAAUUA
Rhinichthys klamathensis goyatoka is the source of this 1101-nucleotide messenger RNA. It is a transcript of the gene cfap298, whose product is annotated as cilia and flagella associated protein 298. NCBI's taxonomy places the organism in Eukaryota, Metazoa, Chordata, Actinopteri, Cypriniformes, Leuciscidae. Gene Ontology annotation, biological process: regulation of cilium movement. Bases 88 to 960 code for a protein of 290 amino acids. The record is from RefSeq and is a predicted model, not a curated record. The transcript has 7 exons.